UGAGCCAUGGCAUUUGGCUCCGGGCCUCCAGACCACUCUGCACUCCGUCCAGGGAAGGUGGUAACUGAGUUCCGCUCUGUCCCACCCUGUGACCCGGGAUUCUGAGGAGCUUGUUGGCAGGGCAGCCUACAUUGUGAGGUAACUGGUUUCUUCCUCAGCAGAAGCAGAAGAAUGCUGAGCCUGGCCCGCAUCUAGGCACCAGGACUACAGUCCAAUGGUGCUGUCUUCCUCCCGGUUACGCCGCUCACUUUGCCCUACGGUGGCGAGGGUGAACCCGGGAGUGACCAGAGACCCAAGUGCGCCCUGGUAGACAACCCAGCAGUUGCGCAGGGGACUGAGGACCACCCUGAGAUGGGACUUUCAUAAGUCCCCCAGGAACCAGGUGGGGCACCAUCAGCAUCAGCUUCUCCUGCUGCUUCUGCAUUCCUGAUUGACAGACACACUUGGGCUCCAGCCAGAGUCGGGUGCCCUCGGGCCUCAGGUCUGCAGCAUGGUUUCACUGGAGAAAAACACAUCGGAGGUCCAUUUGAGGUCUUAACCCUGAGCCUCCGCUAUCCACCCGCCACACUGAAGAUGCCAUUGCUCAAAAAGGACGACUGCCACAAAGAGCUGAGCUCCUUGGAUGGCACGCCUAAGUCGCCCUCAAAGACCAGCAGCAGCGCUACCACAGAGAGUGUCCGCCCUGCCCCCGAGGCUGAGCUAACGAGGAUGCAAACCUUGAUCCACUUGUUGAAAUGCAACAUCGGCACUGGGCUUCUGGGGCUUCCCUUGGCCAUCAAAAACGCUGGCUUAUUGGUUGGUCCUAUCAGCCUGCUGGCCAUCGGGGUCCUCACUGUGCACUGCAUGGUCAUCCUGUUGAACUGCGCUGAGCAUCUCAGCCAGAGACUGCAUAAGACUUUUGUGACCUAUGAAGAAGCCACAAUGUACAGCCUUGAAACCUGCCCUCACACCUGGCUGAGGACCCAUGCUGUAUGGGGAAGGUACACUGUCAGCUUCUUAUUAAUCAUCACCCAACUGGGCUUCUGCAGUGUUUAUUUUAUGUUCAUGGCAGAUAAUUUACAACAGAUGGUGGAAGAAGCCCACGUGACCUCCAACACCUGCCAGCUCGGGAAGACCCUGGUGCUGACCCCCAUCCUGGACAUUCGUUUCUACAUGCUGACAAUCCUGCCCUUCCUUGUCCUGCUAGUGUUUAUCCAGAAUCUCAAGGUGCUGUCCUUCUUCUCAACGCUGGCCAAUAUCACCACCCUAGGGAGCACAGCUCUGAUCUUCGAGUAUAUCAUACAGGGAAUUCCAUAUCCCAGUGACCUACCCCUGAUGGCAAACUGGAAGACCUUCUUGCUGUUCUUUGGUACAGCCAUCUUCACAUUUGAAGGCGUCGGUAUGGUUCUUCCUCUCAAAAACCAGAUGAAACACCCUCAGCAGUUUCCCUUUGUUCUGUACUUGGGGAUGUCGGUUGUCAUCAGCCUCUAUAUCUGCCUGGGGACAUUGGGCUACAUGAAGUUUGGACCGGACACCCAGGCCAGCAUCACGCUCAACUUGCCCAAUUGCUGGUUGUACCAGUCAGUGAAGCUGCUAUACUCCAUCGGCAUCUUCUUCACCUAUGCCCUCCAGUUCCACGUUCCAGCCGAGAUCAUCAUCCCGUUCGCCGUCUCCCAGGUGUCAGAGAGCUGGGCACUGUCUGUCGACCUGUCUAUCCGCACAGCCUUGGUCUGUCUGACCUGUGUCUCAGCCAUCCUUAUCCCCCGCCUGGACCUGGUCAUCUCCCUGGUGGGUUCCGUGAGCAGCAGCGCCCUGGCCCUCAUCAUCCCGCCUCUCCUGGAGGUCACCACCUUCUACUCUGAGGACAUAAGCUGCAUCACCAUUGCCAAGGACAUCAUGAUCAGCAUCCUGGGCCUUUUGGGGUGUAUAUUUGGGACCUACCAAGCCCUCUAUGAGUCCACCCAACCCGUCAACCAUGCCAUAGCUAACUCCACAGGUGUCUAUGCAUAAUGAUCUAUUUUUUAUUCUGACAUCCUCUCCCUUCCUUCCAUCCCGCGUUUGACUUCCACAUAGAUGCUAUAUGCGUUCAUCAAACCCUAGCAUACCUCUAUUAAUUAGUGGCCUCUUUGCAAAAGAAAUGUAGAUGACACAAGUUAGUACUGAUGCUUCUUAGGCUAUCUUUUUUGGUUUUAUAGUUCUUUGGCAGACUUUUGUGCCUCUGAACCAAAAGCACAUUCAACCAUUUGUAUUGUCAGCUUCAUUGACUGGAGAAGGGGUGCCAUGUGCCCCGAUAUCCCAGAAACAGAGACCAAGCAUAAAUGCAAAACAACUUGUUUUCUCUAUACUACACUAGCUGUCCUGAAAGCACUAGAUUUUAAAAGGUGUAUACUGGGUGAAGGAGUUUUCUAUUUAAAUAUUCUAAGUAGAAGCAUCACAGACAGAACAAAAACAGAGCUUAGCAGUAAUUUUGUCCAGCCACUGGCUCUGUCACUGGUUGGCUACAGGACCUUGGCAAGUUCCUCCCCUUCUCAGUCAAUGAAGUGAGGGGUUGGGCUGAUCAGUUAUUCAGGGCUCUGUCAGCUCUGACAUUCAGAAAUUCAAAAGAAGAAAUUAAUUU
This is a messenger RNA of Carlito syrichta (Philippine tarsier), 2596 nucleotides long. RefSeq names its product solute carrier family 36 member 3 (gene SLC36A3). Gene Ontology annotation, molecular function: L-proline transmembrane transporter activity; amino acid:proton symporter activity; L-alanine transmembrane transporter activity. Bases 574 to 1989 code for a protein of 471 amino acids. The record is from RefSeq and is a predicted model, not a curated record. The transcript is spliced from 10 exons. NCBI's taxonomy places the organism in Eukaryota, Metazoa, Chordata, Mammalia, Primates, Tarsiidae. Gene Ontology annotation, cellular component: vacuolar membrane. Gene Ontology annotation, biological process: L-alanine transport; proline transmembrane transport; glycine transport.